AUGGUGCGAUCCGUCACCUUCGAGAUCCGCUGGCAUGACACCCAGCCCAUCUACAGCUGCUCCUUCCAGCCCAUCCCCGCCAACCACCUCAGGCGCGUGCUCGACCACAACAUGGGCCAAGCCGCCGGCAUGGCUCCGGGCAAGGGCCUCUCGGAGCUCGACUCGUCCGCCGCAGCCGCCAUGACGUCCACGUCAUCCUCGCACGCCUCGGCAUCCACAUCCGCCGCCUCGUCUUCCAAGCUCGCCCAUCCCCCCGUCAUGGCCGGCGGGCAGAGCUGGAGGCUCGCAACCGCCGGAGGCGACAACAACGCACGCAUCUGGAUGGUGCAUCCCAACAUCCCUUCGCCCGCUGCCAUCGCCAGCGCCGCGGCCGUCUCGGGCUCCACCGUCGUCGCCCCGCAUCCGCCGCGCGUCGAGUACCUCGCCACGCUUCAGCGCCAUUCGGGCGUCGUCAACGUGGUGCGCUUCUGUCCCAAGGGCGAGCUGCUCGCCACCGCCGGCGACGACGGCAACGUGCUCUUCUGGGUGCCCAGCGACCGCAGCAAACCCAGCUUCGGCGACGUCUCCACCAACCUCGAGGGCGAGACGCAGUUCGAAAAGGAGUUCUGGCGCGUCAAGCUCAUGUGCCGUGCCACCCAGCAGGAGCUCUACGACAUGGCUUGGAGCCCCAACGGCGAGACGCUCGCCGUCGGCGGCACCGACUUUGUGGCGCGCAUCAUCAACGUCCAGGACGGCCACGUCAUCCGCGAGAUCUCGGAACACAACCACUACGUCCAGGGAAUCGCCUGGGACCCGCUCAACGAGUUCAUCGCUACCCAGAGCAGCGACCGCUCUGUGCAUGUGCACAACCUCCAGACGCGAAGACACGGCGACCACGCUCAUGGCCAUGCCACCAGCUCGGAUGGCGUCGCCUCGUCGCAGCUCGUCAGCAAAAACGCCAAGCUCGAUCUGCAUCGUCGCAACGGCAGCUCCGGCGGCCUCGUGUGGGACCAGCACUACACCAAGCCCGCGCUGCCCAGGCGCACCAGCAGCCACGCCAGCCAGGCGAGCGACGGUGAAGGUGCACGCGAGAGCUUCGUCGCCAGCCUUCGAGGCCGAUCCAAGCGCAGCAGCACGCCCAUCGAUCCCACGCACACCACGGCAGCCGUCGCGCGCGCCAGCACACCCUCGGCAGCGGUGCCGGCGCCUUCGGCUGCGUCGCCCGCCAUUGCUGCCGCAGUGCCGUCGGGACGCGCCGGAACGCCUACACCAGGCGCGUCGGUACCGCCGAGUCCGUUUUCGUCCAACGGCGCUGCUGUCACUGCCCACGCCAUGAAUCCGCCUCAGACCACACCCAGCCGCCGAUCGAGCUUCAGCGGCAGCAACAUUGACGUCGGAUCGCCUCCGACCAGCACCACCUCGCUCGCACCUGCCUCGUCGCUCGCCGGAUCACACGGCUACAAGCCCGCAGCGGCGUCGGCAGCGGCGGCGGCCGCUCACGACCACACGCUGCCCGUGCCUGCCGGUGUGGCAGGCAGCGAUGCCGGCCGCCGAGGCAGCAGCGUCAGCCGCUCGGGGUCGCGCACGCGCAGCAUCCGAUCGCCCUCGCCCAUCCCACCGCUGCCUGCCAUCCGCGCGCCGCCGUCGCCCAAGCAGCGCAUGCAGGCCGCGGCGGCUUCCGGCCUGGGUGGUCCGCUUGCCAAGGCGUCGAUGCGGCUGUAUGGAGACGAGAACUUUAGCGGCUUCUUCCGGCGUCUGUCGUUCAGUCCGGAUGGUGGGCUGCUCGUCACGCCUAGUGGACUGUUUGACCCGCCGCCACAGCCGGCUUCGCCCACGGUGAAUCUGUCGCCGCGGAAGAGCCCCGCGACGCUCAACCCUGCGACGGCCGCUGGGACUGCUGCUCAGCCGGCGCCGACGGGCGGGGCCAACAAGAGCGCCGUGUACCUGUAUGCGCGCGGCAACCUGGCGCGCUCCAACGCGCCCAUCGCCGUGCUGCCCGGCCACAAGACGGCGACGCUCGUGGUGCGCUUUUCGCCGAUCCUGUAUGAGCUGCGCCGCACGCCGCGCGCCGGCUCGAGCGCAGCGGGCGGUGAUGACGAGGGGAUUGCGCCGCAUCCAACCAUCCCGCUCGAGGCGGGCAAGCAGAAGACGGUGUCGCUGCGCACCGAGGCGGCGAUGGCGGGUUCGGCGGGUCCGGUGGGUUCGGCGGGAUCGCCUCCGCCCGUGUCGCGGCAGGAUGCGCGUUCGCCGCCGCGCGGGAUCAGCGUGAUUGGGCUACCGUACCGCAUGGUGUAUGCGGUGGCGACGCAGGACAGCGUGUGGAUCUACGACACGCAGCAGACGGGGCCGAUUUGCUGCUUCAGCAACAUGCACUAUGCGAGCUUUACCGAUCUGAGCUGGUCGCCGGAUGGACAGACGCUCAUGAUGUCGUCGACGGAUGGGUACUGUUCGGUGGUGGUGUUUGACUAUGCCGAGUUGGGGGUGCCGUAUGCGUUUGCGGCACAGCCGGCGUUGAAGGCUCCUGCGCCAGGGGUGCCUGCGCCGGCGCAUAUUGCAGAGGGAAAGACGACGGGCUCGGCGCCGAGCACGCCCAAGAUGACGAGUCCCGCACAGCUGGUGUCGGUGCCUGUGCCGGCGGCGGGGUCCGCGGCAGAGGCGUAUGCCAGCGCCAUUGGCGGUACGGCGACAGCGACGACAGUGGCUCCAGCGGUGGCGUCGGGGGCUGGGUUGGGAUUGGCGAUUCCAUCAGCAAGUGCAGGUGCAGACACGGGUGCGGACGAGGCACCCAAGAAGAAACGCCGCAUCGCACUCACACUCGAACGUCCGCUUGGGUCGUAA
Moesziomyces antarcticus is the source of this 2817-nucleotide messenger RNA. Its product is annotated as chromatin assembly complex protein. NCBI's taxonomy places the organism in Eukaryota, Fungi, Basidiomycota, Ustilaginomycetes, Ustilaginales, Ustilaginaceae. The record is from RefSeq and is a predicted model, not a curated record. The coding region runs from base 1 to 2817 and encodes 938 amino acids. Gene Ontology annotation, molecular function: protein binding. Gene Ontology annotation, cellular component: CAF-1 complex; nucleus. The transcript has a single exon. Gene Ontology annotation, biological process: DNA replication-dependent chromatin assembly; nucleosome assembly.